Messenger RNA from Aureobasidium uvarum, 2055 nucleotides. The record is from the annotation of a GenBank genome assembly. NCBI's taxonomy places the organism in Eukaryota, Fungi, Ascomycota, Dothideomycetes, Dothideales, Saccotheciaceae.
AUGCCGGAUCCAUUACAAGUCCUGCCAGCCGAGGUUGUUCUCCGCUGCAUUGAAUUUACUCCUCUAUCUGGCAUUGCAGCGCUAAACUGCACCACAAAAGCCUGGCACGGGUUCCUGCAUACCACACACCAGGAUGCGGUAUACUCGUCACAAGCGCAUCAGCUCUACAAUCAACACCCACGGAGCGACCGUGAAGUCACACAACUCGGUCGUGAUGUCAAGAUAUUUGGCGAAUCCCGCUGCGACAAGAGUUUCGUUCAAUACUUGCGCGGUGUGGAGAGCUGGAGGGACUUNUGCAAGCGACUGAUGUUGCUGGAGAAGAAUUGGUCGAGUAAAAGGCCGGUGGUAAGGGAGAGUGUGGUGCAGGUGGGCUAUGAUCCGGUGUGGCGCUUCAAGCCUGACUUUAAGAGGAGGUUCAUUGUUUCGACGAGCCAGUCAGGUGGAGUUUGUGUGACUGACAUGGAUGAUGGACGUAUGUUGUGGAGGCUGAGGAGGGAAGAUGUGCGCAUGUGUGCGCAUUUGGAAUACGAUCAAGAGUCUGGCACGGCAUGUUGGGAUCGUUUUGGCAAUGCGAUUGAAGUGUGGAAAGCUGAUGAGGUGGAAAGAGGAAGCUUCCAUCGCGUUGGUAUCCUCCAGCACGAUUGCGAGACUAGAGGGUUUCAACUCUCGCGCUUCGACGACAAGGAAACACUAUGUGUAGUGUCAUCCGAGGGCAAAGGAUUCGUUUGGGAUCUCUCCGUGCAUCCACCCCAACAGCAAAAAGUUCUGGAAAUCGAAAACGAGGCUGUGGGACAUCUGGAUCAGAGCAAGGAUGCUGUGUGCUACAGCAUGGGCCAACGAGGCUACCAUGUAUGCUCUAAAACCACCGGCGAAAUGAUAGGCAAACUCGACCCCAAGGACUGUCAAAACAUCUUCCAUAUCGCUCAUCCGCCCGCCCAGCCCAAUCUGACCAUGAACGCCACGAACCACGGACCCACAGUCUCCGUCAACCCACCCCAAAACCCACGCAAAGAUCGCCUCACACCGCUCAAACUAUACAAUGGACCUCAUCCAGUACCGCGCUCGCCACUGGCCAUCGAAAACGAUGAGUGGGGCUCAGGCAUCAUUUCAGGAGACCACAUGUGUGGUGUUUCUCGCGGCGGGCGUGUGUUCAUCUGCACAGAUUUCUUGGGUGCGUUAGCAUCAUCAGCACGUUUCGCAGAAACAACAGCAAUCCUACACACCGAAGGCGAUGGCUCGACCUUUGAACUCGGCGGCUGGCUAGGCAUAAAAAAUGGACGCUGUCUGUUCGAAAUCAUCGACAACAUCUAUAUCUUCACUUUACCUUCCUUCGCCCACAUUCCCUCGACAGGGGAUACCCAGAAACCCAUCUGGGCGACACCAAUCAGCUCGGCGCCUCAACUCGCAGUGCCAGUCAGUUUCAUGGGUAUCUAUGACGACUGCAUCAUGCACACAUAUACCACCCUCGGGUUUCGCAGUCCGCGCAGCAGGCGCGACUCUGACGACGACAAUCGUCCUGAGCGCACCCGCGCCUUUCCCACAAAAGCAAUUCGCAUAUUGAGUCUAGCACCAGACUUGUCCCGUCCGGGCAAGGAACUGUCCUAUAUUGAAGGCUUGGAGGUUCGCGAUAAAGUCCCUCGCGACAGUGCAAGCAGAAGCAGUCUUGCACUACCCAACCGCGGAGCAGCAAUGCAAGCAGGACUCUUGCAACUAAUGGCUCUUCUCACCAACAACAACGAAGACGACGAGUCCUCGGAAGAGGAAGAAGACUUUAUUCUAGACGAUGCAACAAGAGCAGACUUUUAUGCCUCACUCACCGAAGAAGAAAGACGAGAAUUAGAAGAAUCAGAAGCUAUGGAAGCGGCUCAAGAGUUGGAAGACCGACAGCAAAUAGCCGAGAUGAUGGGAUUUGAACACGACGAGGACGCAAUGGAAAUGUUGAGGUCUGAUGACGAGGACGAAGUUGCUGUGGGCAGGGCUCCCUAUGCACCUAGUCUUGAUGAUGAGAGUGAGGAUGAGGAGAGCGAUUGGGAGGACGAAGAGGACGAGAUAUAA